UCCAAAGUUCCAAACGUCACUGACAUUGACGGGCGCGAACAGAACAGAGCAAGACAACGACAACCACAUCCCAUUUCCCGACCUUCGAUCGACGGUCUACUUUGAAAACUACAGUAGACAGCUCCGGCUUGACACACGGCCCAACAGCGCCUACCUACCUAUCUGUUCCCUCGCAUGCGCACACGCUAAACUUCGACGCGACACCCACAACUGCCCACCAUGUCGGUCCUCCUCGAGACCAGCGCCGGCGACAUUGUGAUUGACCUUUUGGUCGAUUACGCGCCCAAGAUGUGCGAAAACUUCCUCAAACUCUGCAAGGUCAAAUACUACAACUUCUCGCCCAUCCACUCCGUACAAAAGUCCUUCUCCUUCCAGACCGGCGACCCCCUCGGUCCUUUGUCCUCCGAAUCCGACGGCGGACAGUCCAUCUGGGGCCUCCUCUCCGGCGACCUCUCCGGCGACCUCUCCGAAAAGACCUUCCCAGCCCUCUUCCACCCCAAACUCAAACACCUCGAACGUGGCACCGUCAGCAUGGCCACGGUCCCCCACCCCUCCGAUCCCGACACCCGCCUCGCCGGCUCCCAAUUCAUCGUCACUCUCGGCGACAACACAGACUACCUCGACGGGAAGGCCGCCAUCUUCGGCAAAGUCGUCGAAGGCUUUGACGUCCUCGAAAAGAUCAACGACGCCAUCGUCGACGAGCGCGGCCACCCCUUGGUCGACAUCCGCAUCAAACACACCGUCAUUCUCGACGACCCCUACCCCGACCCGGCCGGCAUGCGCGAGUCCAGCGCUUCCCCACCACCCAGCAAGGCGCAACUAGCCACCGUCCGCAUCGCCGAAGGCGAAGAACUACUAGACGUGGAAGCCAGCGAAGAAGCCGCCGCCGAAGCGGAACGAAAACGUCGAGAGCGCGAAGCGGCCGCGCAAGCACUUACCCUAGAAAUGAUGGGCGACCUACCCUUCGCCGAAGUCAAGCCUCCCGAGAACGUCUUGUUCGUGUGCAAGCUGAACCCGGUGACGACGGACGAAGAUCUCGAGCUGAUUUUCAGCCGGUUCGGCAAGAUAUUGAGCUGCGAGGUGAUAAGGGAUCAAAAGACGGGGGACAGUUUGCAGUAUGCGUUUAUCGAGUUCGAAGACAAGAAGAGCUGCGAGGAGGCGUACUACAAGAUGGACUCGGUUCUUAUUGAUGACCGGAGAAUCCACGUGGAUUUCAGUCAGAGUGUUAGCAAGCUGAGUGAUGUGUGGCGGUCGGAGACGAACUCGAAGAGGAAGACUGCUGCGAGGAGGGGAGGGGGUGGGUGGGGUGGUGUUGACGAGUUGGAGAAGUGGAGGAAGUAUAGGGAUGAGGAUGUUGAGUGGCGGAAUGACGAUAGCUAUCAGAUGGUGCAUGGAGUGGAGGACUUGAAGGGAAGACAUGAUGGUGAUAAACCUCCUGCUAGGGAGCCUCGACCUGAUGUUGGUGGCCAUGACAGGUCCAGAUCCAAGGAUCGUGAUCGCAGACGCAGUAGGAGUCCUCUUCGAAGGGACCGUCGGGACGACCGUGACAGACGGCCACGAGAUGCUGACCGCCGCCGAGAUGAUCGAGACUCGGACCGCAGAGACAGACGCGACCGUAGUCGUGACCGACACCGCGACCGAGACUAUGACAGGGACCACCGCAGAGACAAUAGAGGUCGCGAUGACUAUAGGAGGAGGUAGGGCACACACAAACUGCAUUAGGGAAUAUUCUAUCUUUGUCGCCCCAUAUCCGCCAAAAACACAGACACCCGAAAAAUGCACAUCUCGGAACCGAGAUCUGCCCUGGCUUGUUACAACCUGGCUGAAUAGGGCUGACAUUCUAUGCAAUAAUGUCGGGCCACCACGACUACUCCAUCGCUUACGAGCAUCCAAUUG
Molecule: messenger RNA, 1896 nt
Organism: Neurospora tetraspora
Lineage: Eukaryota; Fungi; Ascomycota; Sordariomycetes; Sordariales; Sordariaceae
Product: cyclophilin-like domain-containing protein
Exons: 2
Coding region: 220-1701 (493 amino acids)
Biological process (GO): protein peptidyl-prolyl isomerization
Cellular component (GO): nucleus
Molecular function (GO): peptidyl-prolyl cis-trans isomerase activity; RNA binding
Source: RefSeq, a predicted model, not a curated record